This is a messenger RNA of Suillus subaureus, 3205 nucleotides long. RefSeq lists its product as uncharacterized. The transcript is spliced from 7 exons. NCBI's taxonomy places the organism in Eukaryota, Fungi, Basidiomycota, Agaricomycetes, Boletales, Suillaceae. The coding region runs from base 1 to 3132 and encodes 1043 amino acids. The record is from RefSeq and is a predicted model, not a curated record.
AUGCCUUACCUAAACUCUUCUAUCGAUCCAAUUAGCCUUGGUUUUCUCGCUAUUCUCCUCGGAGGUAGCAGAGCACAUUUCCUUCAAGUUCAAUCCUUCCCUGAAGAGGUCGAUAGAGACUGGGAUGGUCUAGGCAUCCUUCAAUCCAGAAGCCACAUCGAGAGACUUGUCGUCAAUGACAAGCUUCGCGCAAGUCUCUGUUCCCUCCUUCAUAUAGUGAACGAAGAAGCCCCAGGAGAUUCCUGGAUGGAUCUCGUUGAUAACGAUGUGGAAGAAGACGCCUGGGAUGUUAUACGCCUCUCUGGUCGUGCCGCGGACGGUUCUAAACGUACUAUUAAACUCUGGAGUCUGGAUCACAUCCUCCAGGUGUUAAACGAUCCUGCCCCACAUCUCAUCAAGGUUGCUUCGUUCCGAAACGUGCCUUGCUGUCCUCGUUUCCAUCCGAGAUUGGGAUGGACGGCCCUGGUUCAUCAACCUCGGCGUGCAGCAGGGGGUUUAUCCAUCUUACAAGAUCAAGAUAUCUUCCUGUUGAAGGACUCGUCGACAACGACAGAGUCUCUCCAGUAUGCAGUCUUGGGAGUCACCUGCGAUUUGCUCCUCACAUCGGUUCUGCUGUUCCACACCUCCUCUCACCAAUUUCUCGAUCCCCCACGUAGUCGACUUCUAGUGAAGUGGCUUGGUCAAGACCCUCUCCUUAAUCCCGACGCUCUAGACGAAGCAAUCAAAUCUAUCUAUAAGUCGGAGACGUAUUAUCCUACUCUUCGUAAAAAUUUGGAGAAUGAGAUGCGUCGGUUAAUUUGUCUCGGUGCAGGUGUCUCGCAAAAGUCAGAUUCCGAGGCCGAUGACAAAACCUCUAUCCAGAUAUCGGGAGCAUUGUUGGUUCUGGGUGAACAUAAUGACAUACAAGGACCCUACAACCGAAUCCUAUUCAAUGCCCCUCCUACUUUCAUCCAAUUGAAUAACAACGCUCCCCUUAUUCCCGUUGUCACCAACCCACCGGACUUGGGUUCCGGAGAAUUCGAGUUUACUUCCGAGAAAAAGGAGGAGCUGAUGAUCUCCAGCCCCUUCUCUUCGAAUUCACAAUCAUACUUCACGCGUAUUAGGAGAAAAGGCGGUACUGAAUGGACGAAUGCCUUCGUCAAAGUGUCAUCGGCGGCUUCCAUAAAAUGGGAGCGCAAGAUGCUGCCUGUACUAGGCACUCGUAUCUCCCCUGGCAUGCUUCAAAAUCUCUUGGCGUACAAUGCCGAUCUCAAUUCACUUGUUAUGACCAGACUUUCUGGGAAAACCUUGAAUGACUUCCGUCUUGAAUAUGCGAUGACGAGGAAUUAUAUCGAGAUUCGUCGUGCGUAUGAAUGUGGCUUGCUGUACUCGGUUGGCAAGGACUUGGCCGACGCUCCGGGGGGGCUAGACUCUCCAAUACACAAGUUCUAUUACGACCGUCUUCACAAUGAUGUCAGGUUCACUAAACAUUACUACCCAACCACCCCCGGGUUCAGCGGAGACAACGCAGUACAGUUUGAUGAUUUCAUCGCUCUUCCUUGGAAAAUCGAUGGCGUGGAGUAUCCCCCGCUUCAGGAGUCCUUCAGGAAGGCAGAGCAGAUUCUCGAUCCCCAUGGUCAAAUUUUACCAAAACUGUGGACCUGUUUGGGACUAGGAGAUGGUCACGGAGGAAACGUGAUGAUUUCGCCGAAGAAACAGGAUCCAGCGAUUCAUUUCAUAGAUUACGAAGCUGCCGGACAUCAUAGUCCUUUCUUAGAUCUCGCGAAACCGCUUUACCUCGACGGGUUCUUCCCCGUUAUGUAUCACGAUAUCACUUCCAAAUCCUCCAACCCCACUUCUGAACGCGCUCCGGUUUCGUGGAGGAUUGAUGAGGGCAAGGUUUGCGUCGACUUGGAUGCACCGCUGAGUGAUCUGGACAAAGUCAUAUGUUUCAUGAAGUUGGAAUAUACCCUUAAACCGCUUCUCGAGUACACCGCCUGGAAUUUGGAAGAGCAGAUGGAGUCUGUCGGGAACGUUUUGUCAGCCGCUCUGUUAUGCUGCGCGCUCUUGACGAGGGACUUCUCCCGGCACCCCGAUUCGUUUUUCUUGAACUGUGCUGUUGGUAUUUUGCUGUAUAACGACCUAAAAGGCUCGCUCAAACGGUUCUGUGGGUGGGAUAAUUGGCCUUGCGUCGUGGAGACAUCUAUCAAUGACAAAGAACUAGCAUUAUUCGGUGGUGGAGGCUUCUCUCUCACACCCAAGCAGUUCGAUACUCAGCUCUUCAACAUUUUAUUCAAUAAAGUCGACCUUGAACCGGAUUCGGUAUUCCUUAAACGAUUAGAUGACACGCUGCGUUUGCAUAAGAAGUUCUCGAAGAAUUCCAACGAGUCCUCGGCUGUUGUCAUUCAAAGAAUAGGUGAUGCGCGGAGAACAGGAAUUAGGGUUGCCCCACAUACUUGUAUCCGUGAAAGCAUCUUUGCGGAGCCCAGAAUUGAUCAUCACUUCCAGUACCAGGAGGUGCAGGAGACCCGCCGCUCACGUCCAUACAGAAUGACUUUGGUUGAUCUUGGAUGUUGUAUGGGAACUGAUCUAAGGAAGUUGGUCGUGGAUGGUUUCCCAGUACUGGACAUCAUGGGGCUCGAUAUCGAGAACCGAUUCUUUGACAUCGGGCGUCUCAUGUACAACGAAGGGGACACACCUUCCAUCAAGUUUAAGCAGACCGAUGCCCUUGAUCCUCUAUUCUGUGAACGCAACGCCAGUUUGGAAAGCAAGUUCGAUUUUGUGCACUCAGCAAAUGUCCUACAUCUCUUCCAGACUGAGGAGCAACUAGCAUUCAUACGGUCAAUGGCAUUUCUAGCUAAACCUGGUGGACUUAUGUGGGGUCGUCAAGUCGGGUUGGCCAAUGGACCAGAUGGUGCGAAGUACAAGCACGAAGAAGGAAAAGGUACUCGGUUCACGGCUGGCGAGUUUAAGGAGCUCAUCUUGGAUGCUACGGGAUGGCGUGAAGAGGAUAUCGUAUAUCGCUCUGAGUUGGUCGCGUACAGCGAGCUACGAAUAGCGAAGCCUGGCAAGAAUUGGGUGCUACAGUGGUCAGUGAGGGUGCCCGUCGAUAAAACGCCGGGAGCUCGUCGAAUUACUGAGUUGGUUGAAUAAAUAAUCGGACGAAAUCAUUACAAUAGUAUAUUCUCUGCCUAGCUAUGUACGUAUUUGCAGAACAAGAUCGGCU